AUGUUCUUUCCUCCGGGGGAGAAAAAGCGAGCUUCACUAACACUGGGAACACAGUUUGUUCCGGGGAGAGAUGAAAGUCAUUUUUGUAAACCAACCGAUGUCGCAGUCGACUCUGAGGGAAAUAUCUUUGUUACUGACGGGUACUGUAAUAGUCGGGUAAUAAAGUUUUCCCCCGACGGCAAAAAAGUACUUUUGAUGUUAACAAAUGAAAACUUACAAGGGCUUGUUCCAAAUAAAUUCGAGAUCCCUCACGGCUUGUCUCUCGACGAGAAGAACCGUAGGUUGUUUGUGGCGGAUAGAGAAAACAGCCGAGUGCUACAGUUUGAUUCUGUUAACGGUCAUCUCGUUCGAGAAAUCAAAGCAUUUGGGGAAAGGGUUUUCGCCGUACACUACCAUCCUGAACAAGGUGGUGUGUUACAUGUGGUUAACGGCCCUUCCUUCUCUGGAGCCCAGGGUUUCACGUUCAUUUUGAACAAAGGCAAUGUAUUACAGCACUGGGAACCAGUCUUGGGUUUCUCACAACCUCAUGACGUCACUUCAAGUAAAGAUGGUGCUGUGUAUGUAGCAGACAUUGGCAGUAACACAGUUUGGAAAUUUAAGCGACAAGUCUCCAGUCAAUAAUAUUACAACAAAUGUAUUAAGUAGUUUUUAUUUUAAAAUUAUUUUUGGUCACAAUUGUUUAUUUGCUAAGAAAAGAAAUUUUACGGUCUCUAGAAACAAAGAAUGUGAUAUAAUCUCUCCAAAAGUUACAGACCUGUUGAUGAUUAUUUUUUCUUUUAGUUGUCAAUGAACCUUAGGAGGUGUUUAUGGAAAAGAGAGG
Molecule: messenger RNA, 820 nt
Organism: Stylophora pistillata
Lineage: Eukaryota; Metazoa; Cnidaria; Anthozoa; Scleractinia; Pocilloporidae
Product: peptidyl-glycine alpha-amidating monooxygenase A
Biological process (GO): peptide metabolic process
Cellular component (GO): extracellular region; membrane
Molecular function (GO): protein binding; oxidoreductase activity, acting on paired donors, with incorporation or reduction of molecular oxygen, reduced ascorbate as one donor, and incorporation of one atom of oxygen; copper ion binding
Source: RefSeq, a predicted model, not a curated record